Messenger RNA from Rotaria sp. Silwood1, 1266 nucleotides. Lineage: Eukaryota; Metazoa; Rotifera; Eurotatoria; Philodinida; Philodinidae. The record is from the annotation of a GenBank genome assembly.
AUGGAUGAUGAUAAUACAAGUAAUGGUAUGAGCUAUUAUAACAAACGUUCUGGCGUUGGCCGUCGUGGAAUGAUCAGAAUUUGCUCAUCGAUUCUGAUUCCUUUUAUGAUUGGUUUGUUGACAUUUACGGUAUCGGUUGUUCAACUUUAUAUUGCAAGUGAGGAACGAGCACAAGAUUAUUCUAUAUCCGAAGCAAAUCGAGAUAAAGAUCGUUUUAUUGCUAAUAGAACGCGCGAACAAGAUUUGCUCAUUGCUAAUAAACUUCGUUGGGAUGCUAUAUUGGCUACUUAUAUCAAAGAAAUAUCUGAAAUCUUGAUAUCAUCGAAUUUUUCCUCCAAAAGCGUCGAUCCACUUGUUGCAACUAUUGUUCGAGCAAAAACAUUAACUGCUUGUCGUCAAUUAGAUACUGAACGUAAAGCAUGGCUUAUUCAAUUUCUUUAUGAAUCUGGUGCUAUUAUUGUCGGAAAAAAUCCUAUUGAUAUGACGAAUGCCUAUUUAGAUGGUAUCGAUUUGAGUACUUCAGUUUUCAACAGUAUACAACAGGCAAGUUUAUCUGGAAUUUCACUUAGUGGUGCAUCAUUGGUGAAUGCUUCUUUUGAUGAAAGAUAUCUCAAUGGAGCAAAUUUUAGUGGAUGUACAAUGAUGGGAGCGUCUUUUAGACGUGCUAGACUCGAUGAUGUUUCAUUUCAAAAAGCAGCACUAAGAAAUGCUGAUUUUACUCUUUCAUCGACGAAUCGUGUGAAUUUUGUCUGGAGUGAUUUACGUCGUUCAAAUCUUGAUGAUAAUCAACUUCAUUGUGCUAAUAGCUUCUAUUUGACUAUUUUGCCAAAUGGUACAUUUGGUCGUCAUCCGAAUUUUCUGACUAAUGGUAAUGCUGAAGAAGAACAAUCCUGCUCUUCGACGCGUCUAACUCGGAUACUUCAUAAUCGUUGGAUAGUGAUGCCAUCUCGACAUCACAGUAACGUUGGUUUUAUGUCAAUCAAUGCUUCACUUGUCCAACAACAGAGUGAUUAUAGAUGGACAGAAAAGAUUGCACAUUCUUCCAUUGAUGAAGAUAAUAAAACCAAUGCUGACAUUGCUUGGAACGUUGGCCGAUGCUCAUUUGUUACAACAGCAGUGCCUGUUUCACUCAUUCAACAUUUCAAUAUAUCGAAACCAUCAAGAUAUAUUGUUCUUAAGGAUUUAGAUGAUGGCCCGAGUAUAAAAAGUAUAUGGUUGAAUGAUCGCUAUCAUACAGCAUUACCUAUAAAAAAUUUCGUUCUUUAA